AGCUCAACCACCAGCACUCGGCAUUCUGUCGUCACGUCUCCACGGCUGCCUCGGACUUGUAUCGGUGUUCAAAACGGACUUCCUCCCCCUUCGCGCCCGCUGGGCUGGCAUCGGGCGCAACCACCCACCUGUCUCUGCUCUGCCGCCUCCUUGCUUUGAUUUGCGCCUUUCCUGGGGCUGCCUCGGGGGUCCCGCAGAUAUGUCGGACCACAACGACGCAAGCCCAACCGGGAUCGAUGACUUGACUCCCGAAGAAGCCAGUCGCAUCAUCCACUCGCACAGGAAAGUCCGAUAUGGAACUGCUUGUUGGCCAUGCCGCCAGCGCAAGGUGAAAUGCGAUAACAAGCAGCCCUGCGAGAACUGCGUCAAGCGCGACCAUGCGCAGCUGUGCUCCUACAAGCCUAAUCGAUCGGGCGUCCGGGGCUCUAUGGCAUCAGAUACCGCCUCCUCCACCACACAGGGCAAGAAGCGGGAGCACUCCCCGGACGAGGACGACGCCCACCACAAGGCACAGGACAUCAGGACCGAAUCGAGUAGUGAGAUCACUGCUGCCUAUGCCGAGCCUGAGAACUCUGAAGUGUCCAGGUAUCUCGGCCAGAACAGUAUCCCUGCCAUUCUCCGCGAGCAACUUCCUCAAAACGGGCAGCAGGAGGAGGUCAUCCAUAUUCGCCAAGAGAUGCGAUCUAUCCUGGGACUAGACACGUCCGCCCCCUUUCCUCUCAUGUCCCGCAGGCAUCUUGAUCGAAUGACAAUGGAGAUCGUCUCUGAGCUCCCCUCUGAUAGAGAGGUCAUGAAAUUGUUCCGGACUUACAAGGAAAUCCCACAACAGUUCUGGGGGUUUGUUAUCGACAUUAGCGAGCUCGAGUCCCGCUUGAUGAUCUAUCUGGAAGACCGUGCCAAGAAUGCCAAGUCCUCCAACAAAACCACGAAGCCGGUUUCGGCAUCAUGGCUCGCCAUCCUGUUCGCCAUCCUGGCCGUGGGCUCACAAUACCACGAGUCCCCCUACCACGUCCGAACGGCAAACUCGCAGAAAUACAUCCAGAUAUCCUUCCACUUUCUUCGCAUCAGCAAUUUCUUGCUACGACCGAAUUUUGACUCCAUCCAGGCUAUGCUCAUGACCAGUUUUGUUCUUCUUAACGACAUGAAAGCAGAAGCCUCAUGGGCUCUGCUUGGUCUAACAUGUAGACUGGCUCAGUCGCUCGGUCUUGACAAGCACCCGCACCUCGACGGAAAGGAACCUCCCGAGAUACUCCAAAAGGAGACGGUGAGGAGAAAGCUUUGGUGGAAGUGCGUCUGGCAUGACUCUCUUACAUCACUCUCAUUCGACCGCUCCCCAAUGACGAACGCGGGCGCAAGUCCCAUACCAAUCGCCAACCCUGACCCUGGUAACUGGGAGUACCUAGAGGGCAUGUACCACUUGUGCAAGAUCAUCUCGCAGCGCCUCAACCCAGAAGCGCUCGCUGCGGCGACAUACGAAGACAUUAUGGAGAACUGCCAGACAACGGAGGCAAUUCGUGAUAAGAUGAAACCUCAACUCCGCAGCAAGGAAGCGUGCAAGUCGGCCCUCGACCGCCUCCACUACUUUGCCAUCCGCCUACACACCUCCUUCAUCGUUUCGGUUUGCUGCCGGCCAGCACUACAUCGGGGUACAUCCACACAUGACAGCUCGGGUAGUAGUACAAGCACUAGUGACAACAACAGCCACGGUCCUGGCCAUUCAGGUGGUACCAGCCUAAGCGGCUCGCAAAAGCGAAAGCUCGCGGACAAGUGCAAACGUAACCUCACCGAGACGGUGCGCAUGUUCCUGGCUAUGCAUCAGCUGUCAGUGAUACCAACGCGGUCGUGGGCCUUCACAUACCAUGGCCUCUCCUCGGCCGUCCUGCUCGGCAUCUUGGGUGAGACCAAGGCGGACCCGGAAGUUCGCCAGCUACAAGGCGACCUCAUCUCGGCACUUUCGGCCACCGCCGCAAAGGAAGCCACUUCACCAGCCGCCAACAUCACUCCCUCUGACAAGGAUAUCGAGCUGUCAGGUCCGCUGUCGCGUGCUCUCAUGGCACUCCGCAACAUCUACGACCACGGCUCCAUCACAGGCAACGGCGCAGGCCUCCGCAAAGAGCUAGCCAGUAGUGGCUACGCCUCAGGCGCCCGCACGCCGCUCAAAUUUGGUGUCCCGGCGCCGCAGCCAGCAGGAGGCAGCGGCCAAGAUCCGCAGCAACAGCUCCUCAACAGCGUCUCGACCACGCUGGACCCCCACCAGGAUGCGGCCCUCGCCAUGGCGACAAUGCAGAAUGGAAAUGGGCUUUCCGAGUUUUCCAAUAGCAUGACCUUCGUCCCACAGAUGCAGGACGGCAUCAUCGAUCCCGCCGUCAUCGACCCCUCCACAUAUAUGUCACCUAUGGACGUCUACGAUCAAAUAUUCUGGGAAUCUCCGGACCCAUGGAACACCGGAAUGGACUCGAUGAACUUCGACUUCCUCGCCCAGCCGCCCCCGGGUCAGCCCCAGCAACAGCAAUUUUAUUUUUAACCGACACAACUUGUCUCGAUUCUAAUAUUUCAUGCUUGUUUUACUAGAGAAUGACCCACGAUGAUGAUUUUCGCCUCCGC
Molecule: messenger RNA, 2604 nt
Organism: Gaeumannomyces tritici R3-111a-1
Lineage: Eukaryota; Fungi; Ascomycota; Sordariomycetes; Magnaporthales; Magnaporthaceae
Exons: 10
Coding region: 200-2524 (774 amino acids)
Biological process (GO): DNA-templated transcription; regulation of DNA-templated transcription
Molecular function (GO): DNA-binding transcription factor activity, RNA polymerase II-specific; DNA binding; zinc ion binding
Source: RefSeq, a predicted model, not a curated record